Molecule: messenger RNA, 545 nt
Organism: Pollicipes pollicipes
Lineage: Eukaryota; Metazoa; Arthropoda; Thecostraca; Pollicipedomorpha; Pollicipedidae
Product: troponin C, isoallergen Bla g 6.0101
Cellular component (GO): myosin II complex
Molecular function (GO): calcium ion binding
Source: RefSeq, a predicted model, not a curated record
CGGCGCUCAGUGGGUGGCGAGGCGCGAUCCUGCCCAGUUGGACCUCGACCCAGCAGCCAUGACGGAGGUGAUAGGCAAAGAGCAGCUGGAAAUGCUUAAGAAGGCGUUCUCCAUGUUUGACCAGAAGAAGACGGGCUCCAUCGAGGUCAGCAAGGUGGCCGCCAUCCUCAACACCAUGGGCCAGCAGUUCGACGACGACGAGCUGAAGACGCUGUGCGAGAGCAAGGCCAAAGAAGGGAAGCUGGACUUCGACAGCUUUGUCAGCGUGGCAUCAAACUUCCUAGAGGAGGAGGAUGACGAAGCGAUGCAGCAAGAGUUGAAGGAAGCGUUCCGUCUGUACGACAAGGAAGGGAACGGCUACAUCACGACCCAGGUGCUGAAGGAGAUCUUGAAGGCGCUGGAUGACAAGCUGACCCCCGACGACCUGGACUGCAUCGUGGAGGAGGUGGACACGGACGGCUCGGGCACGCUCGACUUCGAUGAGUUUAUGGAGAUGAUGACGGGCUAGCUGAGGCCACGGCAGCUUGUGUCAACACUGCGCUCCG